GGAGGAGAGAAGAUGGCGGAAGCGGAAUUUAAGGACCACAGCACCGCUAUGGAUACCGAGCCAAACUCUGGAACGUCCGUGUCAACAACAGCCAGUAGCACCACCACCACCACCAUCACCACUUCCUCGUCUCGGAUGCAGCAACCACAGAUCUCUGUCUACAGUGGCUCAGACCGACAUGCUGUUCAGGUGAUUCAGCAGGCCUUGCAUCGGCCCCCCAGCUCGACAGCUCACUACCUUCAGCAGAUGUACGCGGCUCAGCAACAGCACCUGAUGCUGCACACAGCCGCCCUUCAGCAGCAGCAUCUGAGCAGCUCCCAGCUCCAGAGUCUUGCUGCUGUCCAGGCAAGUUUGUCCAGCGGAAGACCAUCUACAUCCCCAACAGGAAGUGUCACACAACAGUCAAGCAUGUCCCAGACAUCUAUUAACCUUUCCACUUCUCCUACACCUGCUCAGCUGAUGAAUCGUUCCCAGACUUCCAGUUCUACCAGCGGCAGUAUUACCCAACAGACUAUGUUGCUAGGGAGUACCUCUCCAACGUUAACGGCCAGCCAAGCUCAAAUGUAUCUCCGAGCUCAAAUGCUGAUUUUCACACCCGCUACCACUGUGGCUGCUGUACAGUCUGACAUUCCUGUUGUCUCGUCGCCAUCGUCAUCUUCCUGUCAGUCUGCAGCUACUCAGGUUCAGAACUUAACAUUACGCAGCCAGAAGCUGGGUGUCUUAUCUAGCUCACAGAAUGGCCCACCAAAAAGCACUGGUCAAACUCAGUCGCUGACAAUUUGCCAUAAUAAGACAACAGUGACCAGCUCUAAAGUCAGCCAACGAGACCCUUCUCCAGAGAGCAAGAAGGGAGGAAGCCCAAGUCUGGAAUCUCGAAGCACAGCUGUCACUCGAACAUCAAGCAUUCACCAAUUAAUAGCACCAGCUUCAUAUUCUCCAAUUCAGCCUCAUUCUCUAAUCAAACAUCAACAGAUUCCUCUUCAUUCACCACCUUCUAAGGUUUCCCAUCAUCAGCUGAUAUUACAACAGCAACAACAGCAAAUUCAGCCAAUCACCCUUCAGAGUCCAACUCGAGAUCCACCCCCAUCCCAGCACUGUAUCCCACUCCCAAACCAUGGCCUUUCUCCAGCUCCCAGUAGUGCUCAGUCACAGCACUGCUCCCCAAUUCAGAGCCAUCCCCCUCCUUUAACUGUGUCUCCUAAUCAGGCACAGUCCGCACAGCAGUCUGUAGUAGUGUCUCCUCCUCCACCUCAUUCCCCAAGUCAGUCUCCUACUAUAAUUAUCCAUCCACAAGCACUUAUCCAGCCACACCCUCUUGUGUCUUCAGCUCUUCAGACAGGGCCAAAUUUGCAGCAGGCUACUGCUGAUCAGGUACAGCCCACAGCACAGCUCAAUCUUCCAUCCCAUCUUCCACUUCCAGCAUCCCCUGUGGUACACAUUGGCCCUGUUCAGCAGUCUGCUUUGGUGUCCCCUGGUCAGCAGAUUGUGUCCCCAACAUCACAUCAGCAAUAUUCAGCCCUACAGUCAUCUCCAAUUCCAAUGGCAACCCCUCCACAGAUGUCGACAUCUCCUCCAGCUCAGAUCCCACCACUGCCUUUGCAGUCUAUGCAGUCUUUACAAGUGCAGCCUGAAAUUCUAUCCCAGGGCCAGGUUUUGGUGCAGAAUGCUUUGGUGUCAGAAGAGGAGCUACCUGCUGCAGAAGCUUUGGUCCAGUUGCCAUUUCAGACUCUUCCUCCUCCACAGACUGUUGCGGUAAAUCUCCAAGUGCAGCCACCAGCACCUGUUGAUCCACCAGUGGGAAUGCAUUUGAACCAGUGUCAUCUGCACAAAGUUUUUUCUCUUAAGGUUUAUCAAGUAGAAGAUGUGUGUGAGGAAGAAAUGCCAGAGGAGUCAGAUGAAUGUGCGAGGAUGGAUAGAACACCACCACCACCUACUUUGUCUCCAGCAGCUAUAACUGUGGGGAGAGGAGAGGAUUUGACAUCUGAGCAUCCUUUGUUAGAGCAAGUGGAGUUGCCUGCUGUGGCUUCAGUCAGUGCUUCAGUGAUCAAGUCUCCAUCAGACCCCGCCCAUGGCUCUGUUCCUCCACCACCACUCUUAAUUCCUGCUGCCUCCACAAGGAGCAAUAGCACAUCCAUGGCCAGCAGCACUGCCACCCUAGAAAACAAGCCUCCACAGGCCAUUGUGAAACCACAGAUCUUAACCCACGUUAUAGAAGGUUUUGUGAUUCAGGAGGGAUUGGAGCCAUUUCCUGUGAGCCGUUCAUCUUUGCUGAUAGAACAACCUGUGAAAAAGAGGCCUCUUUUGGAUAAUCAGGUGGCAAAUUCCAUGUGUGUUCAGCCAGAGCUACAGAAUAACACAAAGCAUGCAGAUAACUCAUCUGAUACAGAGAUGGAAGACAUGAUUGCUGAAGAGACAUUAGAAGAGAUGGAUAGUGAGUUGCUCAAGUGUGAAUUCUGUGGAAAAAUGGGAUAUCCAAAUGAAUUCUUACGGUCAAAACGAUUCUGUACUAUGUCAUGUGCCAAAAGGUACAAUGUUAGCUGUUCUAAAAAAUUUGGACUUAGUCGUUGGAAUCGUAAGCCUGAUAAUCAGAGUCUUGGGCAUCGGGGCCGUCGACCAAGUGGCCCUGAAGGGGCAGCAAGAGAGCAUCUCCUUAGGCAGCUUCCAAUUACUUAUCCAUCUGCAGAAGAAGACGUGGCCUCUCAGGAAGAUUCUGUGCCCUCUGCUAUGACAACUCGUCUGCGCAGGCAGAGUGAGCGGGAAAGAGAACGUGAACUUCGCGAUGUGAGAAUCAGGAAAAUGCCUGAGAACAGUGACUUGCUUCCCGUUGCACAGAGUGAGCCCUCUAUUUGGACUGUUGAUGAUGUCUGGGCCUUCAUCCAUUCUUUGCCUGGCUGCCAGGAUGUUGCAGAUGAAUUCAGGGCACAAGAGAUUGAUGGACAGGCCCUGCUCUUGCUAAAAGAAGACCAUCUCAUGAGUGCAAUGAACAUCAAGCUGGGCCCAGCCCUGAAGAUCUGUGCACGCAUCAACUCUCUGAAAGACUCGUAACAGGAACUGAGACUUGGUGUGACAUCAGUUUUAUUCCUCCUAAUAGGUAAAGGUAAAGCCUCAUCUGGCUGAGAAUACUAGGCUGAUGCUGGAAGGCCAAGCACAUUGGGACCACCACAUCUAGUGCCGGCAUUUCUCUUCAGAUACCCUAGGUCAUCAUACAUUUUCAUAAUUAGCCAACAUUGGUGAAGUUAAUUUUACCACACUGAAAGACUUGUUACAGAGGCCCAUAUUUUUCAAAGAAACAUGUUAUACUAGAUAAUUUUUUAAAGGUAAUGUUUACCAUUAAUAUAAAAGAAUCCUUUUAAAAAUAAUUGAUUUACACUCCCCCUUCCUUUAAUUCCAUUUUCUUGUAUCUUUUUUUACCCUGUUAGUUUUCUAAAGGUUGUUGUAGAGAUAUAGGGUAAUUUAGGAGCCCAUUGACAGAACUGAAUGCAAUGAAAUACCAGUGUGUUUAAAAACAAUAACAGAUCUUUCAGACAAAUGCUUUGGUUGUGAAAAAGGAUUAUGUUCUAACAUAAGCAGUAUUUAUGGAGGUCACAAGUGUCUCUGUUCUAGACUUCACCCAGAUUGGCAUGACUGACAGUUUUCCUCCAGACUUUGUACAUUAAGAGCAAUAGUUUUCAGUGGAGGUCCCUCUUUGUCCUCCAGGGGACAAUGGCAAUUAUCUAGACAUAUUUUGGUUGCUACAACUUGGGGUUGAGGUUUUAGGGAGAGUUGUUAUAGGAAUCGAGGAAGUAGUGACAGACAGCCAGAGAUGUUGCUGAAUGUCCUACAGUACACAGGACAUCCCUCUGUCAAUAAUGAUGUUUUACACAUGCCAGUGGUGCUAAGGUUGAGGGGCCUUGCUGAGCAAAGAGCUGCAUGCUGCUCUUUUUCACCUGCAGAGACAUAAGUGAAGGAUGGGCUGUGAUGAGGAGUACGUGGACAGUGAAGUAUUAUUCAGAUGGCACUAAUGUUCUACGGAAGUAGUUUUUAGUUUUACUGUAUACUAAAAAGAGGACAUCCAUAAAAUUGGCCUAUACAAUUAGGCUAACUUAGAAAUCAUAUGGCUCUGAUAUGGCACUGGCCAUACUCACCUCUUCCUGGCUCUUCCUCUGCACUGGUGAAGGUGUCAGAUGCAUUCGUGCCUAUGAGCCUCUUCCAGCAGAAGAGUUGGCAGUGGAGAUGUGAUUCUCUUCCCAAAUGCUCCAAGCAACCCUGCUGACUCUGGCUAGGAUGAACAUCUCUUUCUCCCUUACUAAGCCUUUGGAUUUUCCCACAAAGUAUUUAAAGUGAUUUCUCUUAAUCAAAAGUUUUCAUUCAACAGUUUUCUGUUAGGGCAUUAAGACAAAUUUUCUGUGGAUGCUCUGAGAGCCUUAUGGUACUGGGCAUCAAAAGAUUUGCUGAUUGUGUUUGCUUUCUCUAUCUUUACUACAUGUUUGAGAAAUCUGAACAGCUGAAGGAGCAUGUACAAAUCCUUUGCCACAGAUGUAAGAGACAGCAAGAGUCUGAGUGCAAUCAUUUCUACUGCUCUUUUCAGAGAUCAUGUUGAGCUAGUAUAAGACUGAGAUGUCACAAGGAUAUCACAGAUAUUUAUCUUUUGACUUUGUGUACAUUCGAAAUGUUGGUUAUUUUUAUACAAAAAUAUAGCAGAUAAUUUUUUUAAGCUUUAGAUGCCUCUUGUUUGAAUGUACACUUUGUGGGAUGUUUGGUGUAGUGUUUUAAGAGGUGUUCACUGGCAGUCCUGUGUAGACUCAGAAUGUGGAAGUAGCGUGAGACUCCUGUUUCAGACCUACAGCAGUAUAGUCUACAUUACAUAUUUCUUUGCAUCACUGUUAUUAACAUUUCAAGGAAGGUAGGUGCUCUACUGUCAGCUUCAUUUAUUAGUACUGAGUCAUUAUGGCAGAGUUGUCAUAGACUUUCCCCUCAUUAACACAGGCUAAGCAGCACUAAGAGAUUGCCUGCCAUUAUGGAGGAGGCACACAGGCAGAUUUCCUCUGGAAUUAAAACUGUAUUGUGGUAAUCCACAGUUAAUAUAAGAUUGAUUGUCUAGUGUAGGCCUCCAGCAAUAAUGCUUUUCCCUCCUAUUAAUACUUAUACACAUAGCCUUUAAGGUGUUAACUCUGCAUUUUUACUAAAAUCAGUCCAUGGUGUGCUUAUGAGAAACCCCUGUGCCUAGCCCUGCCUUUAAGCAUCCCUAAGCAGUUUACAAGAAGGGUUUCUAUUGGAGAAUGCCUUUUUGUCCUUAAUCUUAGAAGUAGUCUAGAUCUUCUGUUGUCUGCACUUAAAUUUAACUAGAAAAUACACUUUUAUACAAGUGGGUUGAUUUAUUAGGAAGUGGCUCAUUUGGUAGUUCUCCCAUUGCUGCAGGUAUUUCUAAUUUUAAUCACCCGAAUUGGAAAGCUUCAAUUAAAUGGGGACACACCAUGUUUCCCUGUCUCCUGAGCAUUAGGCUGUUUAGUAUGACAUGGACAGGAAGAAUGCUAUUUUCAUAUUACUAAGCCCUUUAAGAACUUUCUUGGAGGAAAAAAAUGACAAGCAGAAAGGAACCAUGAUUCAUCCCAUUUCUGCUACCCAAGUUUGCAUUUCCAAUCUUGAAACCCUUUAUCCACUGUGGGACAUACUUGUCACAUUUUAUUUGUUUUAAGUUCUGUGUUCUUAGGAAAAUAGACAUCUGGCUUCUAAAAAUUACUUUAUAUGACAAUACUUAUAAGCUUUGUGUGGACAUGUGUAAGGCACAGUGACACAGCCGCAUUAUAAGUCAGACAGCAUGGGAAUGCUAUCUCCAAACCUGCCACGUCAGUGGAAUGUAACUGGUUACAUUCACUUUCACUUUGCUGUGGAGUUCUUUGUCAUGGAAUUGUGAAGACUAGGUGAAAGGACUGUCACAUGGAAGUAGAGAUGCUGGAACCAAGAGGAAAGGAGUGUUAGUAAACAAGCUAGAGAAUGGCAGAGGAAAAUGGGACUGCCCACUCUUGUUCGUUUUAUCACUGCAACAACUGAACAAAUUUCUGCACUUUUCAAGUUAAAAUUCAUGCUUUACCUAAGUAAAUAGAAGGUUUUUUUGUUUGUGAUUUAGGAAUCCUGCUGCUUUCCUCUUUGUUUCUUGUAUUGGAGGAAUAGCGAGUGAGACUGUUAUCGUUCGUUGCCAUGCCUUUGAAUAAUUAUUCAGUCUUCAUAUUUUAAGUGAAAAAUUCAGUAACAUAUCUAUUUACAAAUACAAAUCUUGGAUUGAAGUCUUUCAUAGGACCCAGUUUCUCACAAGCUUGUGUCUCAGCAGCUAUGUCCUGUGUAUGAAAUCUCUGACUGGUAAUACUGUUACAGCAUUUCAAACAUGUUUUCAGCCAAAUGUUGAGCUUUGAAGACUUUGUGAAUGCCAGCAAUACUUGCUGGCAACUGGUACUGUUAGCUGGCAUGGAAUGGCCUCUACUUAUUUCCUUCAGAGAGCCCCAUCUAAACCCAACCCCACCUCAAGUAAACUAUACAGAAACGUUCUUAGUUCUUUGCUUGGGGUUGGAUAGUAUCCUGGCUUGGAGAUCUUCAGGAUUUUGUAAUGGUGUGGCACCUUUAUAACUUUACCAGUUGUAUUUCAAUGAAAGCCUUGUCCAUAUAUUCAAAUCAUUUUUAGUUAUGUUUCUUGUGCACCAUACAUUAACUCUGUGACUAGCUGUGCCCUAAAGUUUUUUUAGAGGGGAGGCAGGUAGGGGGAACAGUAGAGGAAGAGACAGCUAGGAAGAUGACCCUGCUAGCUAGCUAAAGACAGUGUGAUGGUCAUUAGUAGCUUAAAAUACUCCAUGGUGGCAGAGGACUGGACAUGGCAUGUUAGGUGUUCUGUUCUGCUGGUACUAGGGACUGAGUCAGGGCUUCACACUCCACUGCUGAGGUUACACACUGUUUCUUGCAUGUUUGCCUAGACUAACCUGAGUUGUGGUCCUCUGACCUUCUCAAGUACUGGAAUUAAGGUCUGUCCCACCAUGUCAAAUUAGCCCCCAUGGUUUUAAAUGUCAAGAUUUGCCUGAAAUCAAAUUAGUUUAUCACCUGCCCCUGCCCUGAGAAGCAUUGAUAUUAAUAGUACCCACUGGGACCUAAGUGACUGAUCCUGGAUUUCUGAAGAUAACCAGUGACAGGGAGUGUAUUGUCAAAAUUUGGAAGUUCGUUAUGAUUGAGUGGCCAGGAUAGAGGAGUUUCCACAGUCAGAUUCCACAGUUGACUCAGUCUCGCCACUGCUCAUCCGCUCAUAAGGACAGGCACUGUCAGGCACUGUUUGUUGUUUCAGUCUGAGCACUGGUGAUGUAGCCAGAGGUUUCUCCUACUGGCAGAUUCCAGUAAGCACAAGCCUGACUGUUUUCUUGGUACAAAACAGAAUGACUCAUGAUAUGAACUGUUUUAACUCAAAGUCAUCAAUACUAAUAAUUUACCAGUCCAUUUAGAAUAUUUUAUUUCAUCUCAAAGAUUGGUUUUCAGCUUAGAUGAGUACAAAUAAGUAUUAGGAAAAGUAAAUAUGUUUUCUUCUUGAAAUUUAAUUUUAACUCAUUGAACCAUACAGCUUAAGAAAUUCUCUGAGAAGAUAUUUCUCUUGUGUUAAAUUAUAAAAUGCAUUGCCAUAUACUUUAUAGUUAAAAUAAAAGCUGUUUCAAUUAGAAAUCUUGAAAAUGAGAUUAACUUUUAAAAAGUUACCCAAAAUGUUAAGAACUUACAAGUUGUGCAUAUAAUUUUAAAGUUUGAUCUAUUUAAAGUUUUCUACUAAGAGAAAUCUUUUUUUUUUUUAAAGUUACAAGGUACCAAUUUAAACACAAUCAUUACCAUCAUGUUCCAGAGAAGAACAUUAGGAGGCCUUUCCCCCUGCUGUAACAUGUGACCUGCUUCCCUAAGCCAGAGUCUAAUUUGCACACUCUCUGGCAAGUGCCACGAGGAUUUAAUUUUCCUUCAGUAGCUUGUGAACAUUUUAUUUUAUUUAAAAAUAAUAAUUUUAAUAAAAUGUUAGGUACAAAAUGAGCUUCUAACACUUUAUAUUUUAGGCAAAGGUCUUUUCAAGUAUAAAACUACUGCUGUCUGUGAUAUUGCCGAUAUUGGGUAUGAAUCUAUAGAAAAAAGUAUAUAAUAAAUGAAUUUUAAUUUUGAAAAAAUCAGUAUAAAUUUUAAACACCAUUAUGCUAGCAUGGCAUAGUUUUAAUGAAAUGUAGAAAUCCAAGAGGGAUGUAGUUAAGUCCUUUUAUCCUGUUUUAAUUAUUUCCAGUCGUCAUCUUAGAUAUUCAUAGCACCUAUGAAUACAGAGAAUGUUACUGGCUUAAUAGAAUACAUCAGUGUUAACCGUGCUUAAGUGGACCAUUUUCUGGCAGUGGUGAAAGAGCAGUGGAGAUUAGAGCAUCAUUGAAACUAACAUGGAUCCACUGUAGAACAAACGACUGUUUUAGUCUUGCCUCAAGUAAACUAAGUAUGUACAGUGUUUAAAGUCCUUGUACAUAAUGCUUGUGUUAAAAUGUUUUGGUAGUAUUAAAAAGUGAGCAGAUUACUAUUUUUUGUCAGUAGUCUCAGAUAAAUAUACCUGCCGCAUAACCGUGCUGCAUGAAGUGGAAACACUGUGGCUUCAAGACUUGGCAUUACUCCAGAUGGCAGAAUAGCUAUGUGACACGUUGGGUAGUUUUUUGGGUUUUAAUCUCAUUUGAAUGUACAGUGUGAAACCUGUACUACUAAAUAUGCUGAUUUUUUUUUUUUUUUUGUGCUUCAAUCAUGUUUGAAGAAACAUCUUCUUCCAGCUUUACAAUUACAGUCCUGAGCUACAUAAUUGGGAUUAACACUGGCCUGACUGAAUGACAAGUAAAUACCAUUUGAGUGAAUACCAUUUGUAAACUAUUUGAACACUGGGUGGUGUGGAAUCUAUGAGUAAGAAAAUAGUAAGUAAAGUCUUCCCACACAAACUCACUGCUGCGUAAGCAUGUAAGUCCUACUAGUUACUGCCCAUUGUCUGGGGACUGAGGGUUCAAUAACAUGCGAGGGGUCACAUCACCACUGCCACACCAUACAUCUGUUGACCGUCUACUUGACCGUUGACAACAGUAAGAGUACCUACCAUGACCAACGGUGAGAUUGCUGUGACAGGCAUUGUCAAGACCAUUCCUGUGUAUGCUAUGUGGCCAGAUGCAAGAAGCUGAUGUGGAAUCAUUGUAUAUUUUUAGUUGCAAAGAUUUUUACCCAGUAUUGUUAGCAGAGUAGUUUUCCAAAACAGAAUUAUCUGAAAGGAAGCCAGGAGAAGAGGCUGCUGCUGCUGCUUUCUACGGUGUUGAUUGUAUUGUAUGCUAGGGAUAGCGAGCAAACUCUCAGAGACAUGUAAGAAUCAGAGGUAUGCAGUGCAUCAUGAAAUGUAGACCUGGGAAGUAUUUGAGGAGGAGAGAUGGAGUAAGAAUCAGUUUUAAUUGGAUAAAUUCCCUUGUCACUCUGGGAGUCUGUGAAUCAGGUUGUAACUCUUGCUUUAAAUACUAACAUCAGUUGAUACUAACUUUAUAAAGAUAUAAAAAUAUAUUUUAACAACUUUAUUGUAUCAUAGCUGUAGUUGUUUAAAGUGGGAAAAUGCCCAAAUAAAGUGUUAGAUUACAAUAUGUAAUAGAUGCUUUCAAACUGAGGUUUUUUUUUUUUUUUUUUUUAAGUUAUAAUAAUCUAAAUAGCCCAAUAAUCUGGCCUUUGUAAACUGUUCCACAAUUCUGGUUACUUUUCAAGUAUUUCAAACUGUAUACUUAAGUUGUAAAAUACCCUGGGCUGUUCUUGCAUAUGUAUUCUUAGACCUUCAGAAUUCAGCUGAGAACACAGAUUAUAAUUUUUAUUGUGUGAUUUCCUACAUUGAUGUACCAGACUGCUAAUCACCUCAUUCAAAAGAUCGGUCUCCCCCCCCCCCCAUAGGGGAUUAAAAAGACAAAAUUCAGAAAUUCUUGGAAAGUACAGGGAAUGAGGUUAUGUGUUGCAGACAGCCGUGCACAGAGGUAGAUGCUGACUGACAUAAAGCCUCUUGAUUCAGUUAGAACUCUUUGCCUUUCUACCACUUAAAAUUUGUUUCACAAGGGCAAGUUGCUGUGAUUAACCUUUUUUAAAAAAUCCUUUAAGAAUAUUUAAAAAAAAAAAUCUUCUCUUUGGUUUUUACCAUUGUUCUAAAAUCAAAGUUCUAUAGUUACAAAAAAAAAAAAUCUCAAAAGAUGAUUCAUCAAGAAAAAAAAAGCAUCCCCCAGGGGGUAAAGAAAACAUGUUUUAAUCUUAGAGAAAGCAAAUAUUAAGGUUAUAUAGCUGUGUCUUACAUUGGACGUUGUAUUAGAGUCCUCCUCACAGGAAAUUAUAUAGUUCUAGCACCCUUAGCAUAGACUUAUUAGACUGCUGCCCAUAGCUACAGUUUUACAAUGUAUAACCUGAAAAUGAAGUUAAUUUUGCAUUAUAAGAGCACACCAUUAUCUAUGUAAAAAGUGUUCGUUUGAUGUAUUUUUUUAAGAAGAGAAAGCACUUUCAUAUUAAGUCGCAUGUGUAUGAACUUUAGACUUCCUGUUUGUGUGUCUAUUCAGUGAAAAACAAUGGAGCAUCAGAUGUUUGCUGGCAGCGUAACUGCUAAUGGAAGCACCUUAUACUCUGCUGCUUAAACUUGCUUGGAUUGCACCUUUGUUACCUGCACACUUUCACAUAGAGUAUUGUAACAUGGCUUCGAGUGGGUCUGGGUGGAAGACUAGUGGUGGGCCUACAGGAUCUUUUAUUUAUGUUGUUUAUAUUACGAUAAUAUAUUGUAGACCAGUUGUAACUUCAGUUCUUUACAAAUAAAAGCCUGACUGGUUAUCGAA
Psammomys obesus (fat sand rat) is the source of this 10838-nucleotide messenger RNA. RefSeq names its product polyhomeotic homolog 3 (gene Phc3). Gene Ontology annotation, molecular function: zinc ion binding; protein binding. The record is from RefSeq and is a predicted model, not a curated record. NCBI's taxonomy places the organism in Eukaryota, Metazoa, Chordata, Mammalia, Rodentia, Muridae. Bases 13 to 3045 code for a protein of 1010 amino acids. Gene Ontology annotation, cellular component: PRC1 complex; nucleus. The transcript is spliced from 16 exons.